Molecule: messenger RNA, 4573 nt
Organism: Porites lobata
Lineage: Eukaryota; Metazoa; Cnidaria; Anthozoa; Scleractinia; Poritidae
Source: the annotation of a GenBank genome assembly
AUGUGGGAUGCAGAUAAGAAUCGUCUCAUUCCAGGAGUUGACUACAAGAUUGAUCCACAAGGGAAGACACGCUUCCGUUCUCGUGAAGAUCAUGCAGCAGAUCCACUGUUUACUUGGGUAGACCCUGAGGUUUUUAAGCGUCCAACAUAUAAAAGUUAGUAUUGUCCCUAAGUCAAUAACAAUAUUAUUGUUGUUAACAGCCUAUAAAAACCUUUGAUGUAAAGGCCCAUACACUGGAUGUGGAUAAUCCUGCAAUGGACUAGCAUCCCAUCCAGGGGGGAGUAGCAAUACUCCUAGGUAUGCUUCAUGCUUAUGAAACCGGGAUAAGUUCCGCCCAUUUGGGCCUUUGGCUUGUGUAUGCCUUUACCUUUUUUUACGAACAGUGUGUGGGUUCUUUAAUGUCCCACAGAAUUUGUAUGUGCAAGGGUUGUGAGAUGGGGCCUAUGGUUUAUCAUCCACAUCCGAGAAGACUAGAAAGUCUAACCGUUUGCAGAUGUUAUUACAAAGGCAGCACUUUCUCCUCAGUUAUUUGAAGACCCUGACUUUUGGUCCAGCCGAGGUUUGAACCAAUGGCCUCCCGCUCAGCAGAUGGGCGCUUAUCCGAUUGAGCUAACCGGGUGGCAGGGAGGGUACAGUCCUUCUUUAAGAUGAUUGGUACUAGUGACGAUGACAAAUAUCAGCAUGGCUCACAGCAGACUGUCAUGUCCCUGCUCCAGGAAUGCCUAUUUUUCAAACCACCCAAUCAGCUAGGGAUAAUGGCUGCUCUUGACCCCAAAACCACCACAUGGCUGAAAGUUGCUAACAUCCCAGUCAAAACCUCAGUAUGUGCAGGUGACAGAAAUUAGAUGAACAAGGGCUAGAAAGUAGAUUAGCAGAUGUGUGAACAUUUAGUUCGUCGUCCCUGUUUAGUGAUGGUUGUCAGAACUUGAUUUUAAGUUGCAUCCUGAUCUUGAUUACUUCUAAUAUUGUCUUCUAGGAUUUGUAGCUUUGUUGGACAACUAUGAGAGUGAAACUGGCCAAGGAGAGGUUGUCACUCAAGAAGAAGUGCGAGAAAAUCAGUGUUUCAUUGAUGCCAUCUAUGAAACAGAACCAAUGAAAAUUGCUCAUGAAUACUUGUCAAAGCAUGGACUUAUGCCAAAGGAGCGUGGUCCAUUUAAAAUGGCACUGUAUGAUAUGUGGUUUAAACUGUACAGGAGGACAAAAGGAGUAAGGUGAGUUAGUUAUACAGGGCUCUCCAGAAAAUGUAAAGCAGAUGGAGUAAAAAUAAAAGUAGGCAGUAAUGAAUUACGGUAGAUCAAUAGAACUCAGCAGCAUGUGGAGUUAGGUACAUGUAUUGCUGGGAAUCACAGUCUUACCAGAAGGAAAAAUUUUCUUUUAGAUGCUCUGAAAAUUUCAUUUCGGUGCAUUUGGAGGGACCAGUUAAAGAAUAAAAAUAAUUUAGCCGUUUACGUGGUACCUUUAUUUACCCACAUGUGUGUUAUAUUUUAUCAUAAGCAACAUUUGUUUUUAUUGAACAAAUUUGUUGAGGAAAAAUACACUUAUUUAUUCCCAUCUUAACAAAUCAUUUUCUGUGAGUAGCCGGUACUUCUGCAGCAACUAUUUAGCAAUUUUUGCUCAGUGCUGGAGCUUCUUAAGAACACUGUUACACCUGUAUGUGUACAACAGAAGGUUAGGAGCCUUCGGUUAAACCCCAAUUUAUUUCAGUAGUGAGUAACUAUUAUUAUGUCCAUACAGUGAAACCUGUAUUAAGAGGAUACCCUCCAUUAAGCGGACAGUAGCCGAAGUCCCUAAAUUUAAUUCCCUUCUUUACUUUAAAUGAAACCUUUAUUAAGCGGACACCUCUAUUAAGCGGACGCAGGCACCUAAAAAAUACCUGAAAUGGUCAUUUCUAUUUUUGCCAUCCUGUAUUGCACGGAUAGUUGUAAUUAAAUUCCACCACCCAACAUGCCAGACACCGGAAAUGCGAAAGAUUGCCUCGAAUUGCCACCCACCAAUUUUUCGAUUUUUACGUUAAAAAACGUGACUUGACAAACUUAUUUGAUUAGUUUCACAGUACAGUAUUGUUUUCUAUUUCGUUUUGUUUGUAAAGAGCUUGUUUCACUCAUCUGAUUUCUUCAAAUUUGAGUUGCAAUCUAUGUUUAUGGUACUAUGAUCAAUUGGUCCACUUUGAUAAAGAAAUUAAUGCAAACGUAUAUCGUCAUAGCCUCUAGGAGUAUUCUAAAUGUUUCCACUGUUCAUUUGAAUGGCAUUUGACACCUCAAAUGACGUUAUCUAUCGAAACCUGUAUUAGGCAGACACCCUGUAUUAAGCGGACACUACAGCAUUCCCCAAGGGUGUCCUUUUAAUACAGCUUUCACUGUAUUAUAAUGUUGAAAUGGUUAAAGAUAGUGUAGAAUAAAAACUCAUAGAUUUCCUUUUUGAUGCUUGCAACAUUGAAAGAGGUGGUUUUGGUUUGCUUUAUUUGUCCAUUUGAAUGCCUCAAACUGAUUACUUUUUUUAGGGAAUUGGACUCAUCUGGCUUUGAACAUGUUUUUGUGGGUGAAUCACGAAACAGGGCAGAAGUGAUUGGCUUCCAUAACUGGAUUCAGUUCUAUUUGCAAGAGAAAAAAGGCUUGGUUAACUAUAAAGGCUUCUUCCCAAGUCGAAGAGUAAGUAUGCUGUGCAUUGGAACUAAUAAUAAUAAUAAUAAUAAUAACAUGUUUAAACAGGAUGACCAUUUCAGUUAUAAAAACUGCUAUCAAUAUGGGUCCUGCUUGAUUAUUUAGACUUGGAAAGACUGGAGUGAAUAGUCUAAGAAAUCAACAGACUGGGUAAUUGGAAAAUGUGAAUGUCAGUGACAUCAUCAUAAGUAUUUUCAUUAUUUACAAAGGAAGCUAACAUUGGCUAACAUUUGUUUGUACGUAAUCUGUGGGGUAGUCAGAAACUCAGUUUUUAGCAGUCAGAUGAAUGUUUAUCACAUGCCAGUGCCACUUUUGCUCUUUGAAUGGAAAACAAAGUCUAGUUCAAAGAAGCUUUUCAACACCUGAAUGAUAAAAUUGUAUUCUCAAAUCAUGAUGUUGAUUUAUCAAUAUUUAUGACAAAAAAAAACAGGAAUCAGAGAAAUAGUCUGGAGAAUCAAGAAGUCCAGAUAAUCGAUGUUCAAAAUAAUGUAUCAAGUUUACUGUAAUCUUAACACCAAAUCAGUAACAUGAAAUUUUGUAACAGAAUGAGACAAGCAUAGAGAAUCAGGUUGCUCAAAGAGUAAGACAUUUGUUAAGGUUUCUAGUGCAGAGCUCUAAGGAGCAGGCCAAAUGUAGAUUUAUUAUUUAUUUCCCUUAAAAAAGAUGUGGAGAUUUUUGUUUUGAUAGGUGCUUUGCAACUGUGUAUUUAUUACCUUGUUUAAAUGAUUAAUUUGUUUAAAUGGCAUUGAAAAAGUGUUUCAUAAGUGGUAGAAUAUGAUCGUGUGAGUGAAUGUAGUGCUAAACAGGACUGUUGUUGACAGUAACUCACAUUUCGAUAAUGUGUGCAGUAGUCAUCUUCAGAGUAAAAAAAAUAGCACAAAAAUAGUUUUGACUCUGAAGAUGGCUACUACACGGUUUGUCGAAUCAUCAGUCACUGUCAACAACAGUCCUGUUUAGGAAUACACCCACCCGGGUGAUCAUAUUCCACCUCUUUUGACAUGACGCCUGGGAUCAAACCUUUCACUGAAAAAGUGUUUUACUUUUUUGCGUGACAGAAAAAGCACACAACUAGUGAAGAAGAGAGCAUGAAUCAGCUACUCACAAUCCAGUUUAACUGGAAAGGUGAUGUAAAACCGAUUGGCAGCAGCUUUAUUGGCACCAGCCCUGAAUUUGAAAUGGCGCUGUAUACAGUUUGUUUCCUGGCUGGGCAGGGAAAGGAUGUCCACGUGGAGCUGGAUGACUAUGAUGUAAUUAUUAAAGCUCAUCACAUAGGGAGAAAUUUAGGUACCUGUUAUCCGAAUACUGUGUGAAAAUAAUAGAAUCAAUUUUCUGGAAUAAAAUUGAAUUAUUAAUGAGUGAAACUAGGAUUAUUAUCCAUUUAAAAAAGAUAUUUUACUGUUUCUGGUGUGCUUUUAAGGUCAUUUAAAAUUGUCACAGCCUGUUUUUCAUAGCACGCUGCCCAAAUUUGGAUGAUUUAUGUCAAUCAUUGGGUGACAUCAUGCAAGGAGGGUGGCGGUAUCUCUUCACUUUUGCUUUUGUCAGUGCAGAACUUGAGAAAACUGGCUGGAAUAUUCCUAACAUUUGAUAACCGGGCUACUCCUUCACUAAAAGAUUGGUUUGGUUGCACGAACAAAACCAGACAGGAUAAUUAAUUAAGUCAAAAGGCACGGGAUACAAGCGACUUUAUUUGUUAUUAAAAGUCUUAAAAAAAUUGCCGUGUAACUUUUUCAAUAAGCUUUUGAAAGUGUGCGUUAAUUCAGUCUAUAGCGUUGAUUUGUAAACUUUUGUGUGUGUGUGUUUCUUUGGUGCUGGGUUUAGUCGAUUUUUUGGAAUGUAUGUCUUCUAAAUGUGAUAUUUAGAGCUUUUAAUUUAAACGAUUAUUACUUAAUAAAUCAAUGGAAAAUUUUCAAAAC